AAGGAGUGGCACUUUUUAAAAGUGCAGCCCGGAGGCCAGCCUGCAGCCGCCGAAGCCCCGGCCCCAAGUCUGCAAACCCUCGUCCCGGCCGCGCGCGCCCCCAGUUCCACACGGGUCCGGCCCAGGCCAGUCUAGCCCGCACCAUGCCGGUCAAAGGAGGCACCAAGUGCAUCAAAUACCUGCUCUUCGGAUUUAACUUCAUCUUCUGGCUUGCCGGAAUCGCAGUCCUUGCCGUUGGACUAUGGCUCCGAUUCGACUCCCAGACCAAGAGCAUCUUCGAGCAAGACAGUCAGCCUUCCAGCUUUUACACAGGGGUUUAUAUUCUGAUUGGAGCCGGUGCCCUCAUGAUGUUGGUGGGCUUCCUGGGCUGCUGUGGAGCUGUGCAAGAGUCCCAGUGCAUGCUGGGAUUGUUCUUCGGCUUCCUCUUGGUGAUAUUUGCCAUUGAGAUAGCUGCGGCCAUCUGGGGAUAUUCCCACAAAGAUGAGGUGAUUAAGGAAGUCCAGGAGUUUUACAAGGACACCUACAACAAGCUGAAGUCCAAGGACGAGCCCCAGCGGGACACCUUGAAAGCCAUCCAUUAUGCGCUGAACUGCUGUGGUCUGGUUGGUGGAGUGGAACAGUUUAUCUCCGACAUCUGCCCCGAGAAGGAUGUUCUGUCAACCAUCACAGUGAAGCCCUGCCCUGAGGCCAUAAAAGAGGUCUUCCACAACAAAUUCCACAUCAUCGGCGCGGUGGGCAUCGGGAUUGCGGUCGUGAUGAUAUUUGGCAUGAUCUUCAGUAUGGUCCUGUGCUGUGCCAUCCGCAGGAGCCGAGAGAUGGUCUAGAGUCAGCUUGCACCCCUGAGCAGGAAAGUCCAGUCCUGAAGAUUGUCGGUUAUUUUCUUGGGGUUCUGUUUUUUAGCUUUGGGGGUUUUUUUUGUUUUGUUUUUAUUUUUGUUUUGGGGAGUUUUUUGGUGUUGUCUUUUUCUGGUUUUUUGACUUUUUUUUUUUUUUUUUUUUUUUUUUUUUUUUUUUUUUUUUUUUUUUUGCCACUAACCCUAGUAUUCAUUUCUGCAUUUCUAAACAAAAAAGUUAUUCCAUGUUUGUCUUUUUAAUGCUUUAUUCAAUAUUGGUAUUCGUAGUUGAGAGAUUUGGGGAUUUGGUUUGCUUUGGUUUAUAUUUUGUUGUUGUUGUUUGUUUUGCUUAUUAUGUUAAGCAGAAAUCCUGCAAUGAAAGGUACUAUAUUUGCUAGACUCUAGACAAAAGAUAUUGUACAUAAAGAGAAUUUUUUUUUUCUUUAAACAGAUAAAAAAAUGUCUAUCAUACUUAAUCAGGUUGUAACUUAUGUUGAAGACAAUUUGAUACGUAAUAAAUGAUGACGAUAUCCUGGA
Molecule: messenger RNA, 1369 nt
Organism: Enhydra lutris kenyoni (northern sea otter)
Lineage: Eukaryota; Metazoa; Chordata; Mammalia; Carnivora; Mustelidae
Product: CD9 molecule
Exons: 8
Coding region: 144-824 (226 amino acids)
Cellular component (GO): membrane
Source: RefSeq, a predicted model, not a curated record